AAUUAAAGGUUUUAAUCGAUUAAAAAAGGAAGACCAGCAGGAAUUGUUAACAAAACUGGGAAAAGGUGAAAAAAGUAAGAAGCGAAAAGGAGACGCAAAGGCAGAUACUGGUGGCAAAAAGGCAAAGAAAGAAGAAUCAGAAGAAGAAAAAAUUCUCCGGGAACAAAGUCAGCUUAUUUGGAAAUACAGAGACCUCCUCACCAAGAGUGUAUCUAACAAUGCAAUGAAAGUAAUGUUACAACUAAAUGGUCAAGAGCUACCCACAGGUGAAAGUCGACUCCUAGAUGCCUGUACAGAUGCUAUGGUGUUUGGAGCACUUGAGAAGUGUCCUGAGUGCAAGAAGGGUCAACUUGUAUACUCUGCUGUUGGGUACAAAUGUACAGGAAACAUGACGGAAUGGACCAAAUGUAUGUAUAUCACAAAGACGCCCAAACGAAAGAACUUCAAAGUUCCAAAGGAUUACUAUGACGUGCCUUUCCUAAAAAAUUUCAAGUUUCAAAAAAGAGAACGAGCAUUUAGUUCUGCUGCGGUGGUAAGCUCUCUAGAUGGCUCAUUGGACACAGUGGAUUCAGGAGCUGGGCCAUCCUCCUCAUCAUCUCAGUCAUUGGAGGGAAUGAAGUUUGUCUUGGGGAAAACAGAAAAACCUAAGGAGGAAAUCAGUCGAGAGAUCACCAAGCUUGGAGGAUUCAUUGUUAACAAAAUGGCGUCUGAUGUUGCAGCUUGUAUUUCCACAAAGAAGGAGGUAGAUAAAAAGUCCAAGGUGAUAAAAGACGCUGAAAAGGCAGACAUUCAUGUUGUGGAUGAGGGAUUUUUAGACAGUGUACAGAAAGGUGGCGCACUCCUUAUGAUACAGACUCACUCUAUAGCAUCCUGGGGUGCAGAUCCGACAUUGCGUGUGAGUUUACCGUCUUCAAGCAAGAGUGGUGGAAAGAAGAGUGGCAAGAGUUAUGGUGCAUACAAAGAUGCUGCAGAGAAGAUGUAUACUAAAAGAGUCCCAAAAACAAUGAAAAUGACUGUGAAAGGUGGGGCUGCUGUAGACCCUGACUCAGGCUUGGAGAGUUCAGCACACAUCUUGGAAGAUAAAGGAAACAUAUACAAUGCUGUCUUGGGGAUGGUAGAUGUUGUAAAGGGAACUAACUCUUUCUACAAAAUACAAGCCCUGGAGCAUGAUAAUGGUGGAAGAUGGUGGUUGUUCCGAUCAUGGGGAAGAGUGGGGACAACUAUAGGCAGCAAUAAGAUUGAACGAUGUGAUUCUCGAGUAAGUGUCAUAAGAUCCAUGGAAGCCCUAUAUAUGGAAAAAACCGGCAAUUCUUGGGCUGACAGGAAAAACUUCGUCAAACAGGCCAACAAAUUCUACCCUCUGGAGAUUGAUUACGGUCAGGUAAGUACCUAAAACAUUCUGUCUUAU
Messenger RNA from Pecten maximus, 1408 nucleotides. Its product is annotated as poly [ADP-ribose] polymerase 1-like. Lineage: Eukaryota; Metazoa; Mollusca; Bivalvia; Pectinida; Pectinidae. The record is from RefSeq and is a predicted model, not a curated record. Gene Ontology annotation, molecular function: RNA binding; zinc ion binding; DNA binding.